Messenger RNA from Arabis nemorensis, 516 nucleotides. NCBI's taxonomy places the organism in Eukaryota, Viridiplantae, Streptophyta, Magnoliopsida, Brassicales, Brassicaceae. The record is from the annotation of a GenBank genome assembly.
AUGGCGGAUUCGAGUGCAGAACCGACCGGUGGUUCUUCGGGCUCAGUGGGUUCUGAUGGGAACGUUACCCAGAUUCAGCCGAUCCGGAUGCCAACCAUGGAGGAGAUCCGAGCGCAAGAGCUUUGGAACAACUGCGCCGUUAAAAGUGUAGCUAGUGGAGUCAUGGGAGGAGGGCUUGGUCUGAUGAUGGGUUUGUUCUUGGGAGCAUUGGAUAAUCCUAUAAUGCAAGAUACGAUGACUGCUAGGCAGCAGUUUGUGUUCACAGCAAAACAAAUGGGGCAAAGGAGUUGGGGUUCUUGUAAGAUGUUUGCGGUUAUGGGUCUGGUUUUCUCCGCAGCAGAAUGCGUUGUCGAGAAGGCAAGAGCAAAGCAUGACAUAACAAACUCCGCUGUUGCUGGAUGUGUGACUGGUGGUGCAAUGUCUGCCCGAGGUGGGCCAAAAGCUGCGUGUAUAGGUUGUGCUGGCUUUGCAGCUUUCUCCGUAGCCAUAGAGAAGUUUUUGGAUGGGCGUUUCUAA